AUGGAUCCUGACGAUCUCCGGCGAUUUCUCGUUUCGCUACCUUCAAAGUUGGGCUAUACCGAUAACGAUGCCCUUGAACAAUGCCUCUUCAAAGCUUUAUACUACGCUGCCACAGCAGAGGGCAAAUAUCUUCGUCACUUGUUCCCAUUAAUAAUCCAAGAUCAGAUAGAUGAACUCGAUAAUUAUGAAUUUCCUCUUUCAUUGCAUGACCGUCGUCCCUUCUAUACCGUAAAGUCCCCAGAAAAAUAUACCCACCCAAAGGGCAGAGCAUGUGCUCGAACUUUCAAGAAAGGAGACCCUGUAUUCCAGUGCCAAGAUUGCUCGUACGAUGAAACAUGUGUGCUUUGUGUAGACUGUUUCAACCCCAGUGACCACCAGGAUCAUAGUGUAUUCUCAUACUACUCGCGUGGCAUUUCAUCUGGAAUGUGCGAUUGCGGUGACCCAGAAGCAUUUGUGGUGCCAUUAAAUUGCAAAUGCCAGACGGAUUCACUGGAAUUGGAAAAUAUCCCUCCAGAUUUCGAGCAGAGUUUACGGUUGACAAUCCAAAUCUGCUUAGAUUACAUCCUUGACGUUACGAACUUCUCCAUUCAAACCCUUCCUUUCAUUCAUGAUCACAUAGACACUCCCGGAAGCCCGCUCACGUCGUUGAGACUCUCAAACUACUCCUCUUUGCCCAGCGGCCGCUACGGGGGUGCGGUAGACACAAACUCGUCGAAUCUAUGGUACUUGGUGUUGUGGAAUGAUGAAAACCACACUGUCGAUCAGGCAUUACAAGCCAUUCUCGCUGCCUCCAAGUUGGCCAAACCAAGGGCCCAGGCGCUCACACAAGUCAUCAGCGAACAGGGAAAAGCGGUCAUACUAGAGAAGUCUUCGUACUCUGAGCUUUUGGUGCCUCUUAGAAAUGCACAACUCAAUGGCUUGGUUGCGACAAUUUGCAGCGCUCGCGAUUACAUGAAAGAGUCGAUGGUGGAAAUCGUCUUUGCCUGGCUCCAGAGUUUGGCAGAGGGCAAUACUCUUCUCAGCUCUUUGAGUAGCAAGAUUAUUGCAGAACUCUUGUUGCAGCCCAACCACCAGCUCUCCAAAGUUGUACCUGCUGAGUUCAUCAAAGGUUUGUCUAUUGACGAUAAAAGACGUUGCUUCGAAAAUGGACUACUCUACGAUGGAAAAUUCGUAAAUGCCGGCUUGUGUGAGGUAUCUCCCUAUGAUAACCUUUCUCAGCUAUACAAACCGGCUCAUCUAGUUUUGACCAAAUCGCCAAAACUCGACAGAAUUCUGAGCUCUCGGCUUCAGUUCUUCUUAGCAUUUGAAAUUCGGUUUUCGACAAAGGUUAGGCGACAGCUUGGAAUGUUCCUCGUAUCACACUUGAUUGUGGACAUUCCAUCCAAGAGAGCAUUCAGCGACCAAUACAUUGAAUUGUAUCCUCAACUAAUUACCACAAUGUGUUUGUCCGACAGGGAAGAAGAAUUGAACAGUAUGUCACAUAUAUCGGCCCAAUUAUUGACCUGCCCUGCAACAGUGCUGUACAUUCUCCAAAAGGACCAACUCGGUAUUAUCAUGGGCCCAGUGGCACGCUUGAUUGAAGAACAUUCUGCAAUAUGGAACUAUGAUUCAGGGUACCCCAAUUUAGUUGAUAUCACCAAUGAUAAGCCACAUACAUAUCGAUCCAUUGUCCUCGCUAUUCAAAGAGGAAUUGACGAUAUUCGUCAUAUUAUUGACAAAUCAGUGAAAUCCAGUCUUCAUAGCUUCUUCACACACAAAAAUACCGUGAUCUUGUUGAUGUUUCUUCGAAAUUUUCAGGGUUAUUGGGCAUUAGAACGCAAGUACGGUGAUCAUGUUGAAAUUGAACAAAUGGAUUACAUCGUUCAUCGUCUUUAUUCGACUCCUGUUCUCGAUAUCGUUCAAACGCUUGCAUCUGCAGAAACUGACAUAAAGGUGGCUCAAGAUGCCACCAAAUUGAUAAUUGACUUUUUGCUAUUUGAGACAGGUCAAGAAAAAUGCACCUGGUAUCCCCGAUUUCGUUGUUAG
Molecule: messenger RNA, 2025 nt
Organism: Meyerozyma guilliermondii ATCC 6260
Lineage: Eukaryota; Fungi; Ascomycota; Pichiomycetes; Serinales; Debaryomycetaceae
Exons: 1
Coding region: 1-2025 (674 amino acids)
Biological process (GO): protein ubiquitination; ubiquitin-dependent protein catabolic process via the N-end rule pathway
Cellular component (GO): cytoplasm; ubiquitin ligase complex
Molecular function (GO): ubiquitin protein ligase activity; zinc ion binding
Source: RefSeq, a predicted model, not a curated record